CAGAUUUUGACACCAUGUUGAAACAGAAACAGAGGAGUCUUGUGUAUGUUACUGAUGCUCUCCUGAUUCUGGUCCUUGUGGUGCUAAUGCUGUUGCAAUUUCAGAAUGUAAUGGUACUAGCCAGAGUGGAGAACCAUACAAGAUCAGACUUCCCAUCUGACUUUGUUUUUGGUGCUGGCACUUCCUCAUAUCAAGUAGAGGGGCCUGCUCUUGAAGAUGGAAGGACUCCUAGCAUUUGGGAUACCUUUGUCCAUGCCAAUAAGUGUCUUUCUAAUGGAGCCAAUGGAAACAUAGCAUGUGAUCAGUACCACAAAUACAAGUUUCACAAUGUAAUGGUAGUAGCUGGACUGGAGAACUAUACAAGAUCAGACUUCCCAGCUGACUUUGUUUUUGGCGCUGGCACUUCUGCAUAUCAAGUAGAGGGAGCAGCUUUUGAAGAUGGAAGGACUCCUAGCACUUGGGAUACUUUUGCUCAUGCCAAUAAAGGUUUUUCUAAUGGAGCCAUUGGAGACAUCGCAUGUGAUCAGUAUCACAACUAUAAGGAAGAUGUCCAACGCAUGGUUGACACAGGUUUGGAGGCUUACAGAUUCUCUAUUUCCUGGCCAAGACUUAUUCCUAAUGGAAGAGGUCAUGUCAACCCCAAGGGUUUAGAAUAUUACAACAAUCUCAUCAAUGAACUCCUCAUGCAUAGAAUUCAACCACAUGUCACACUGUUUCACUUUGAUAGCCCUCAAGUUCUUGAAGAUGAAUAUGGGGGAUGGCUUAGUCUGAAAAUGGUGAGAGACUUUACUGCCUUUGCUGAUGUAUGCUUCAAGGAAUUUGGAGACAGGGUUUUGCAUUGGACUACCUUAAAUGAGGCCAAUAUAUUUGCCAUUGGCGGUUAUGAUAAUGGAAUUAGUCCCCCAGGGCGCUGCUCUCUGCCAUUUGGACUGAUGUGUACCGAGGGUAAUUCCUCAACUGAGCCAUAUAUUGCUGGUCAUAACUUGCUGCUGGCACAUUCAUCUGUUGUGAAGCUAUAUCACACAAAGUAUAAGGCCAUUCAACAUGGUUUUGUGGGACUAAACCUCUUGGCUCCUUGGUUUUCUCCAUAUUCUAAUGCUACAGAAGAUGUAAUUGCAACUCAAAGAGCCAUUGAUUUUUACCUCGGUUGGUUCCUCCAUCCAUUGGUUUUCGGAGACUAUCCUGACAUUGUAAAGAAGAAUGCUGGCAAGAGGAUUCCAGCACUUACUCCGCGUGAAUCUAAGCUAAUUAAGGGCUCAUUUGACUUUAUAGCGUUGAAUUAUUAUUUCAUAUUCUAUGUCAGGGACAAUCCUAGCAGCCUUAAUAUGAAUAUCAGGGACAUAACUGCUGAUAUGGCACUAAACAUCUUCUUUGAGCCAGAAGAUGCACCACAGAAUGAGAAUGAAGUUGAAGCAUCCGGUCUUUUUGCACUUUUGGAGUAUGUCAAGAAAGUUUAUGCCAAUCCACCUAUUUACGUCCAAGAAAAUGGUGUAGGAACCAAGCGCAAUGGAACACUAAUCGACACACCAAGGGUGCAAUAUAUGCGUUUAUGUAUCGGGACUUUGCUCGAUGCUAUAAAAAAUGGAUCAAACACCAAAGGCUACUUCGUAUGGUCUUUCUUAGAUGUUUUAGAGUUACUCGGUGGCUAUCAGACUGGUUAUGGCCUGUACUACGUUGAUUUGGAUGACAAGCAAUUGAGAAGAUACCCAAAGCUCUCUGCACAUUGGUACUCCAAUUUCCUCGAGGGAAGAAGCAUCAGGCCUGAUGAGAUUCUUCUUGUUGAUAACAAAACCUUUGUUUCUUCAACGUCAAAAUUAUCUGAUCACUAAUCCAUAUUUUUAGCCAUUUCUCUCUUUCUUAUGACCGUUUCAACUCAAUUUGUGGCUAUUGUCAUCUCUGUUGAGAUUCAGCAUAAGAGAUCUUGUGAUAUUGCUCAAAAUCCAUUACAGGAUUUUUGAAUCUGUUUCAUUACACCAUUAAAUCUUCUUAUGAAUCAAAGCAAGAAGCAUAGUCUAGUUGCUAAUUUUGGAUAAUCUAUUUGGAUCUACUUUGUUCACAAGGCAUUCAAUAUUGGGGCAGAUGCAAUUAAGAU
Molecule: messenger RNA, 2092 nt
Organism: Coffea arabica (coffee)
Lineage: Eukaryota; Viridiplantae; Streptophyta; Magnoliopsida; Gentianales; Rubiaceae
Product: beta-glucosidase 11
Biological process (GO): carbohydrate metabolic process
Molecular function (GO): beta-glucosidase activity
Source: RefSeq, a predicted model, not a curated record